AUGGUCGCGAUGCCCUCAGAACCGUGCCAGGAGCUAACACAGUCCCCCAGAUACAACCUCGAUGGCGACAUCAUCUUCUCCGUCGCAAAGGAUCAGCACAUCUGUGCCUGGUACUCCCACAACGGCGAGCGUCUCGGCACCUACCACGGCCACGUCGGUGCCAUCUGGACCGUCGACGUCGACCCGACCACGACCAUGAUCGCCUCGGGCUCCGCCGACAACACCAUCCGCCUCUGGGACGUCAAGUCCGCCAAGAACCUCAAGACCUGGGAGUUCCCCACCGCCGUCAAGCGCGUCGAGUUUAGCGAGGACGGCACCAAGCUCCUCGGCGUCACCGAGAAGCGCAUGGGCUACCUCUCCAACAUUGUCGUCUUUGACAUCAACCCCGACCCCGCCGCCGAGCAGACCGACGAGCGCGCCCUCACCAUUGUCUGCGACGAGAGCAAGGCCACCGUCGCCGGCUUCUCCUACCUCAACCGCUACAUCAUCGCCGGCCACGAGGACGGCAGCGUCAGCCAGUACGACGCCAAGACCGGGGAGCUCAUCGACAACAUCCCCAUCCACGAGCUCAACCAGCCCAUUGUCGACCUGCAGUGGAACGCGGACCGCACCUACUUCAUCACAGCCUGCAAGGACAAGUCGGCCAAGCUCGUCGCCGCCCGCGACCUCACUGUCCUCAAGACCUACCCCGCCGACACCCCCCUCAACUCGGCCACCAUCACACCGAAAAAGGACUUUGUCAUCCUCGGCGGUGGCCAGGCCGCCAUGGACGUCACGCGCACCUCGGCCCGCCAGGGUAAAUUCGAGGCCCGCUUCUACCACAAGAUCUUCGAGGACGAGAUUGGCCGUGUGCGCGGCCACUUUGGUCCCCUCAACACCGUCGCCGCCGAUCCCACCGGCAAGUCGUACGCCUCGGGUGGUGAGGACGGCUACGUUCGCGUGCAUCACUUUGACAAGGGCUACUUUGACUUUUUGUACGAGGUCGAGAGGGAGAGGAUCAACAGGAUGUCGUGAUGAGCUGAGAAAGAGACGCGGUAUAAUUUUUUUUACAAAUGGGAUAAGAGACCAAAGACAAUGCUCUUCCCCUUCUUCUUCGGCCUCGGCUUGCUUUCUUGCAUUGGUUUGGCGUUAACGGUAGGGGAGGCGGGACAAAGGCCCGCCAAUGUCGUGUGUUUCCGGUCGAGACGAGACAAAAACGAAAGGAACGAGAGGAGAAAAGGGGGCGGCCAUGCGCGGACUUGGGAUGGUCGAAUUAGAUCAGCUAGUAGCGUGAUUCAACGUAUGUAAUUCGUACAUAUGUCAUGGAUAUUGCCUCUUCCUCGAAUCCAUUCAUUAUAAAGCUUCUACAGUGAUUUUAGUUGCCAAAUGUGUAAUCAUGUCAGUCGACGACUGU
Emericellopsis atlantica is the source of this 1393-nucleotide messenger RNA. RefSeq names its product eukaryotic translation initiation factor 3 subunit 2. Gene Ontology annotation, molecular function: translation initiation factor activity; protein binding; RNA binding. The coding region runs from base 1 to 1014 and encodes 337 amino acids. Gene Ontology annotation, biological process: cytoplasmic translational initiation. The record is from RefSeq and is a predicted model, not a curated record. The transcript has 2 exons. Lineage: Eukaryota; Fungi; Ascomycota; Sordariomycetes; Hypocreales; Bionectriaceae. Gene Ontology annotation, cellular component: cytoplasm; eukaryotic translation initiation factor 3 complex, eIF3m.